Scleropages formosus (Asian bonytongue) is the source of this 1749-nucleotide messenger RNA. It is a transcript of the gene tdp2b, whose product is annotated as tyrosyl-DNA phosphodiesterase 2b. Gene Ontology annotation, molecular function: 5'-tyrosyl-DNA phosphodiesterase activity; protein binding; single-stranded DNA binding. Bases 95 to 1198 code for a protein of 367 amino acids. The transcript is spliced from 7 exons. Gene Ontology annotation, cellular component: PML body; cytoplasm. The record is from RefSeq and is a predicted model, not a curated record. Lineage: Eukaryota; Metazoa; Chordata; Actinopteri; Osteoglossiformes; Osteoglossidae. Gene Ontology annotation, biological process: double-strand break repair.
CACCGCAACUCAACGGCUCACUGUCACUCUGUUGUUGUUGUUUUCUGCAAAGCUGUGUUAGCGGCUCAAUGGGAGUGUUUUCUCUGAAGUGAACAUGGACGGGGGGCCGGAGUCAGACGCCGGGCUGGAGGCGCUCAGGAGCAGCCUGUGUGACGAGUUCUCGGCCGUCAGCGGCGCGGAGCGCGGGGUAUCGCAGCACUACCUGUCGCGCAACGACUGGCACAUGGAGAGAGCCUUGAACUCGUUUUUCGACGAAGAUAUGAAGGCCGCUUUCGACGAAGCUCAAAGUUCACCGGAGAGGCCGGUCAGUCCUACAGCUGAAAGCAAAGGCCUUCAGUCCGUCGAAUGCAUAGACUUGACAGGGGAUGAUGCGGUUUGUUCAAGCACGACUGCUGAUGUGGUGGACAGUGCUGCGCAGCGCGACUCGACAGCGCAAGAGGAUUGCAAGCUGUCCCUCAUCACCUGGAAUGUAGACGGCCUGGAUACGGACAACCUGGCAGAGCGUGCCAGAGGCCUCUGCUCAUACUUAGUCCUGUACACACCGGACGUUGUGUUUUUGCAGGAACUCAUUCCACCCUACGUUAAAUAUUUGAAGAAACGUGCUGUUAGCUAUAUUAUCAUUGAAGGAAAUGAAGAUGGUUACUUCACUGGCAUAAUGCUGAAGAAGUCUCGAGUCAAACUUCUGAAAAGUGAGAUUGUCCCUUUUCCAACAACGCAGAUGCUGAGGAAUCUACUAGUAGCGGAGGUGAAGUUCUUGGACUGGGAUGUUUGCCUGAUGACCUCCCACUUGGAGAGCUGUAAAGAGCAGGCCCAGGAGCGAAUGAAUCAGCUGAGUGAGGUGUUCAAGAGGAUGAAGGAGGCCCCUGAUAAUGUCACUAUUCUGUUUGGGGGAGACACCAACCUGAGGGACCCUGAGGUUUCCAAGGUGGGGGGUCUGCCAGAUGGAGCAUGUGAUGUGUGGGAGCACCUGGGCAAGCAGGAGCACUGCCGCUACACCUGGGACACCAAGGCAAACAGCAACAAGUGUGUGCCGUACGUGAGCAGGUGUCGCUUCGACCGUGUUUACCUGCGCCCGGCCAGGCAAGGACCUCGGGUGGUCGCGGAGCACAUGACCCUGAUCGGAAUGGAGAAGCUAGACUGCGGCAGAUAUACCAGUGACCACUGGGGCAUCUACUGCACGUUCACCACAGGCUCCUGAGGUUCCCAGAUGGGCUCCCCCUUCUGGGCUCGUGCCAUGCAACACUUUGGUUAGAUGAGUGUCUUCUCAAGAGUACAGUAAAUUAUUAUACUAAUUUAGUCUAAUAAUUGAUUACUACAUAACUAGGAACUGUGGGCUGGAAAUGGAAUCCAGCUCCUCUGGGUCAUUCUGCAGGUGACAUGUGGAUUCCAAACGCAGGGAUUCAUUCAGUUCAGCUUCUGACUGUUUCUGGCUAAUAAUUUCCUAUCCCUCCUGUGUGCAAGACCGCUGUACAUGUUUUUAGUUGAGCCCGAGGAGGCCUUUUAGCACGUUCACUGCUGUGUUAAAGUAAGUAUCGGAUAUGUGGAAAUGUUUUCGUUACAAGUAUGCUUGGUUUAUACUUGUUUUAAUUAGCUUUCCCAGACUUUGAUGGAAAUUAAAGUAUAGUAAAAUUAGCUGGAAAUACAUUUCAUUUAUUACUAUAUUAACAUCUACAAUUGUAAUUUUUACUGUACUGCAUUUUGUGCAUGUUGUGUUGGUCUGUUCUUGGAAGGGACAGACCACAUGUCUAU